Messenger RNA from Linnemannia hyalina, 1692 nucleotides. Lineage: Eukaryota; Fungi; Mortierellomycota; Mortierellomycetes; Mortierellales; Mortierellaceae. The record is from the annotation of a GenBank genome assembly.
AUGGCUCCCUCUUCCUCACAAGCAACGGCACCACUUCUGCCUCAAUUCAAUCCCUCCUCCCCAUCAACAUCUCCCUCGGUAUCCGACCGGUCUCACCGCCGCGCCUCUUCUUCGGCCGACCUCCAAAAUAUGAAGCAGAGCCGUCUCACGCUGGCCAGAAUCAUGCUGUUGAUUUGCAUCUCCUUUAUGCUCAUGGCCCUGGUCCAUAUCCACUACACCAACAACAUCUAUCGUCACAAAGAAGAAGAGUACGCCAGCUCAGGACAGACAGCAAACCACUCUAACGAACCCAUCUACACCAAUGACGACCACGAUAACAAUGACAAAGCUCCACACAAGAUCGAGCCAAGCUUUACAACCGUCGACACUACCCUAACCACCACCUAUACUUACAGCAACGGCACUCGGACGAAGGAAUUCAAGCCCGCCUUCUACCAGUCAGCAGCGCCAGCUCAAGAGGAGAUGGGAUCGUUCCUUAAGACCCUCGAAACCCGCACCUGGUGGCCUGCUCCACAUCGCGAGGAGGUUGCUGCCAGAGGGUUGCCUGCGACCAACAAGUUCUUUUCGUACUUACCGAUGGGAGGCGGAAACAACCAGUUCACGUCCCUUCAGCGAGCAGCUCUUCUUGCUAAGGACCUCGGGCGCACUCUGAUCAUUCCUCCUAUCAGCCCCAAUUCCCAUAUCAAGGUAUGGGCCGGGCCACGCUAUUCAGAGUUCUACGAUCUCGAAUCCUUCUCUGCCCAGUCGGGCAUCCCCGUCCUCGAGUGGCACGAUGUUAAACAGACGCCCGAGAACCCUCCUUCCAGCCUGACCCACCACUGGAACAACUUUGGCGAGGAUUUCCCCUGCAUCGCCAACGGAGGCAUCGGUGUCGAAAACGAACACCUCUACGACCAUUUCCGCCCUCAGUUCCUGAUGAACUUCAAGAGCAUCGCCCCUGCCGAAGAUACCACCAAGGGCAAAGCGGUUGAUUACUCAUUUGCGAGGGAUGUCCUCCUCAAGGACAGGCAGGACCAGUCCACGACCGAUACCAUGUGGAAGUGUCUCUCAUGCCCCUACUUUUUGAACGGCCCCGAUCUGAACGACCGCGCCUGGAAGGAGAUUGGUCUGCACAUGAAGUUCAACGCCAAGGUCGAGGCCAUGGCCGACGAGAUCCUGGACACCCUCCUGCCCCGCCCCACUGCCUCUACAACUCGUCGGCAUCCCGAGUUCAUCAUUGUCCACUUGCGGCGCGGUGAUAUUGUGACAAAGUGCAAGCCCGGUCAGGACGAGAAGGAUUGCCUGGUCCAGAUUGAGGAAAUCGCCGAGAAGGUGGACGAGAUUGAGAAGCAGCGGCGGAUAAAGGCCCUCGCAGGCACGACCGAGCAGAAUGCCGAUGUUGUCUUUGAGCGUCUCCCCGUCCUGGUAACAACGAACGAGAAGCGGCCCAAAGAGCUCGAGAAGCUUGAAAAGCUCGGUUGGGUCAUGCUUGACCACGGUGAUGCCGAGAAGGAUGAGCAAGGGCAGGUCAAGCCAUCCACGACCAAGAAGUUAGGCACGAUGACUUCGUUGGGACCCUUCUACCCCCCAAUGUUGGAUGCUGUGCUGUUGACGCGAGGAGAUUACUUGAUUGGCAUGUCCAACUCGAGGAUGAGCCAACUGGCGACCCAACGCGGCGCCGCCUGGUACGGCCACUCCACUUGGCUUUUGUAG